Molecule: messenger RNA, 924 nt
Organism: Auanema sp. JU1783
Lineage: Eukaryota; Metazoa; Nematoda; Chromadorea; Rhabditida; Rhabditidae
Source: the annotation of a GenBank genome assembly
AUGGCUACGUUAUCUUGUAAGAUCGAUACAGCUCAUAGGGAUGUGAUCCAUGAUGCACAACUAAAUUUUUAUGGAAACCGAUUGGCUACUUGCUCGAGUGAUAGACUCAUCAAAGUUUUCGAGGUUAAAGCGAAUGGUCAAACAUUUCCUCUUGCUGAACUAUCAGGUCACACUGGUCCCGUGUGGCAGUUAUCGUGGGCACAUCCCAAAUUCGGAGGUGUUCUAGCUUCCGCCGGUUAUGAUAAGAGAGUUAUUGUUUGGACAGAAACCUCUGGUCGUUUUCAAAAAAUGCAUGAGUGGUCUGGGCAUGAGACUAGUGUUAAUGGUUUAAGUUUUUCUCCUUACAAGUUAGGAUUGAUUCUGGCUACUGCUUCUUCCGAUUCUUCUAUUGGAAUUUUAUCCUUUCAUCAAGCUAGCUCUCAAUGGAAUGAUUAUAGAAUAUUGAAAGCACAUGAGCAGGGAGUAAAUGCUGUUUCCUGGGCACCUGCUCUACAUUCUUCGCCGGAUAGUAGUGCUGAUCAACCAUUACCAAAGAGAUUCGUCAGUUGUGGAAACGAUAAACUUAUUAAAAUAUGGAAAGAGGAAGACGGUGAAUGGAAAUGUGAGAAAACACUCGCGGCUCAUUCAGAUUUUGUGAAAGAUGUUGCUUGGUGUCCAGUGGCUAACAACACCACACAUACUAUUGUUAGUUGUGGUCAGGAUAGAAAUUUAUAUUUAUGGCGCUGUAAUGACAUUGCCCAAGGUGAAUGGAUACCCAAACUUAUCGAAAAAGCCGAUGGAGCUUUGUGGCAUAUCAGUUGGUCUCUUUGCGGAACCAUGCUCUCAGUCAGCGGAGAAGAUAACAAAGUAAUUCUAUGGAAGGAAAACUUACAAGGACAAUGGAUGAAAAUUGAGGAAGACCAAGAAAAACGAAACCGAAACUGA